AUGUCUUCUACCGAUAAUUAUUACAUUGAAAUUCUUAACAAUAUACCCAUCUAUCUUCAUAAAUAUUUUGUUACAUUCCUUUAUAUUAUUGGAAAUAUUGGUAAUUUAUUAGCUAUCUUCGUUUUCUUCAAAAGAUCUUGGAGAAAAAAUGUUUGUGUCUUUUAUUUUCUUGUUUGUCUAUUUUCUAACACUAUUUUCAUUAAUUCAACUUUACUUGGAUCUAUUUUUACUCUCGGUUUUAACAGUACUAUUCAAAAUUCUAGUGUGAUUUUAUGUAAAUUUUUCUAUUAUGUAUCUUAUCUUACUUCUACAUAUUAUCCAAUUAUACUUAUUCUUGCAUCAAUUGAUCGUUUAUUAAUUUCAUCUCAAAAUAUUGAUACACGUUUAUAUAGCUCAAAACGUUUAGCAUAUUUUUCUACAUCUAUAGCUACUUUUACCUGGAGCACUUUCGCUUUACAUAUACUUAUCAAAGUUAAUAUUCAAGAAAUGUAUCCAGGGAUUUUUAUUUGUUAUUAUGAUCUUUCACAAUUUUAUCUCAACUUUUUUACUUAUUCCACUGUGGUGCAAUCUGUUCUUGUACCGUUUAGCAUGAUUAUUCUGUCAGCUAUUGCUUUUAAAAAUGUUCGUCGUAUACGUGCUAUACCACGACAAGAACGUCGUCAAAUUCGAACAAUGAACAAAAAAGAUUUUCAAUUACUUCGUUGUCUAUAUAUCCAGAAUAUUAUUUAUAUUACCUGUAAUAUUGUCUUAAGUGUUGGUAUAGUGUAUGCUACUGCAAUAAGAUACGAAACAGCAACACCUUUGCAACAAGCUCUAAACAACUUUUUAAAUAAUUUUGGUUCUGUUCUUCAUGAUAUUCCUUAUUGUACAAAUUUCAUUACAUUUAUUUGUGUAUCAAAAGCUUUUCGUCUGGAAGUCAAACGGUUGAUUUUUAAAAUGGUCCGUAAAGAUUUGACAACAAUACGAGAAGAAGAAAACAAUCAACAAGAAGCGGUAAAAGACAAUAUAGAACUAAACCAUGCUAUCAGUACUAUUGAUGUUAAUGCUUAA
Adineta steineri is the source of this 1050-nucleotide messenger RNA. The record is from the annotation of a GenBank genome assembly. Lineage: Eukaryota; Metazoa; Rotifera; Eurotatoria; Adinetida; Adinetidae.